This is a messenger RNA of Aethina tumida (small hive beetle), 1649 nucleotides long. Its product is annotated as RNA-binding protein 42. The record is from RefSeq and is a predicted model, not a curated record. Gene Ontology annotation, molecular function: mRNA binding. Lineage: Eukaryota; Metazoa; Arthropoda; Insecta; Coleoptera; Nitidulidae. The transcript has 2 exons. The coding region runs from base 1 to 939 and encodes 312 amino acids.
AUGUCCGUCUCUCUCUAUCCGCUGUGCCCUAUUUUACCGACAGAGCUAUCUGAAAGCCUUACAGAAGAUCACAUAACAUUCCGGUUAUUGAUCAACCAAUCCAUCAAAAUGGACAAGUUUCGUCAAAUGGAAGACGAAAUGAACCGUUUCGAGGCGGAAAUUGCCAGUCAAACGAUGGUAAACAACUAUUCGUAUUCAUUGCCCAACUUUCAAAACCCUUCGAUGAUACCACAUCAAAUCUCCAAGGGUGCCAAAAGGUAUGACAGUUAUUCUUCAUCUGCACACAUAAUCUCCAAACCUGCGGUUGUUUCUGCAAAGCCCACUCUGUAUGCAGUUCCCAAGGCUCCAGCGCCAGCGGCUACAACCGCCUCAACUUCAGCAUCUCAGUCUGCCGUGGAUUUCAUGGCGUUGCAAUCUGAAGUGGAGAAGAAAUUGAAGAAGCUCAAAAAUGAAAAGGUCAGUGCAGAACUUGCCAUUUCUCAGGGCAAGGCCAGCAGUGCAUUGCAGUCCUUUGGACCAGAUGAUUACAAAAGAAAGGGAGGGCCAAAGAACAGGAAAUUGAUGAGAUGUGCUGGAGGAUCGACUUGGGAGGAUCAUACAUUACAGGACUGGCCAGAGGAUGAUUUUAGGAUUUUCUGUGGGGAUUUGGGUAAUGAUGUGACAGAUGAACUGCUUACCAGGACAUUUAAUAAAUUUCCUUCAUUCCAAAGGGCUAAAGUAAUUAGAGAUAAAAGAACAAACAAAAGCAAAGGAUAUGGAUUUGUUAGUUUUAAAGAUCCUGUUGAUUUUACCAAAGCUAUGAAGGAAAUGAAUGGAAGAUAUGUUGGAAGCAGACCUAUAAAAUUGAGGAAGAGUACUUGGAGGCAAAGGUGCAUAGAUGUUGUAAAGAAAAAGGAGAAAGAAAAGGCUGCCCUUAUUAGCAUGCUGACAGGGCGAUAAGAUGUGUCCAUAAUGUAUAUAUUAUUAAGAUGUUAAGUAUAAAAUAAAGUGUCCAAUAAUAAACUAUUUUUAUUUAUAUGACCUGUCAUUUAAAUACUGAAUAUAUGUAAAAUAUAUGUAACUAUCUUAUUUAAUCAAUACAACAAAUCUUAUUUAAUGUAUUUUUAUUGGUUGAUGCAGGUAAAUUAAAUUUGGUUUAAAAUCCUGGUGUAAACAAAACAAAUCUUUCAAACAACAAUGCGUUUUAUUGUAUCUCUUACAAUUAGAGCAACUGCAUUUAAUUGCACUACUAUUACUGUUCUAAGAUAAUUAAUUGAAUAUAUUUGAUACAAUAUACUGUACAAUUAGGAUACAUAAUGGCUUUGAAUGAUAAAAUGAUGCAAUAUACAACAGUUUAAAAGAUGUGUAGAUAACAAUUUAAGAUUUUAAAAAUAAUACUGGAAACAAUAUAAGCACCACUUUAUAUAUUACAGUGAACAUACCAUGGAAAAGUCCCUAAAAAUAUUGGAAUGAAGGGAAAUUACAAAAUAAAAAGUUAAAAUUUUACCCUCACCACAUAAUAAAAUCAGCGCUAUUACUUAGACAUUCUUAUAAACUAUACAUCUAAUUAUUUAUAAACAUUGUAUUGUACAUAUUAAUAUCAAAGGGGAACAAACUCCCUAAAACAUGACGGCCAACAAAUUUACAAGUUUGAUUUUAGCGACCUCAGC